Aegilops tauschii subsp. strangulata is the source of this 2134-nucleotide messenger RNA. Its product is annotated as protein trichome birefringence-like 6. The record is from RefSeq and is a predicted model, not a curated record. Gene Ontology annotation, cellular component: Golgi apparatus. Lineage: Eukaryota; Viridiplantae; Streptophyta; Magnoliopsida; Poales; Poaceae. Gene Ontology annotation, molecular function: O-acetyltransferase activity.
UUGCCUUCCUCCCGGGUCGCGAUCGCCGCCUUUAUUACCAGUCUGCCACACGCCCCGACCUCGCCGACAACCUCUCUCUUGGCAAUGGAGAGGCAGAGGGGUGGUUCCUCCCCCAGCCGCCCCGCGAGCCCCAAGAGCCUCCUCCUCAUCUCCUUCGCUUCCUCCUCCCUCCUCUUCUCCUUCCUCUUCUCCCUCUUUGCCCUCCGCUUCGGCCGCCCCCUCCACCUCCCCUUCGCCGCCUCCAUCGGCGCCAACGGCUCCGCCACCGCGGUCCCGCCGGUUCACGGCGGCGGUGGUGGUGCAGGGCUGGAGGUCGAAGCGGAGGCGUUUAUUGGCGGCGGAGGCGGGGCCUUGGGGGAAGAUUUGGCCGUGGAGGGAGACCGCCGCGGGCGUGCUGGCGGUUUGUCCGUGGGCUCGGCAAUAAAGGUUGAUGAAGCCGGCCAUGGAGGUGGGAUUUUUGAAACCCCCGCGGGUAGUGCGGUUUCGGAGAGCCCCGAGGUUGCGGAAGCUGGAGGCUAUUCUCUCCGAGGUUUGGAUUCGAUAGUGGAGGAGAAAGGAGUUGUUCAAGGUGAGAAGCUGGCGAAAGAUUCAGUUUCAGAGAAACCCAACUCCGCCGAAGUCGAGAACCUUAGCAAAGCUGAUGUUGUCUCGACAAGGUCAAAUUUAGUCAAUGCUUCUGCUUCCGGUGGAGCAGCUGCGUCAGUGGAGAAAUUGGAUAGAGCCAAGUCGACCCAAGCUGUGAAUUUUUCCAUGGAAGCUUCAGGUCCUGCAUUGGGGACAAAAGGCGACGGUGGCCAUCCAGGAGAAAAGGCCGAUUCCUCUGUACAAGGGGCUUAUGCCUCGCAACAGGUGGGCCAAUGGAAAAUCUCAAACCAUUCAGCCGCAAAGAGCAACUCAGGAGAAGCUCCAGCCAAUCCAAAAAACAAGCAAGAUGCUAAAGUGAUUCAGGAAGCGGAUCAGAGAAGAACGGAUUUGGCGAGAAGCAGCAUAGCGCCGUGCGAUGUUUACGAUGGGAGGUGGGUGUUCGAUGAGAGCUAUCCACUCUACGCAAGCAAUUUGUGCCCAUUCGUAGACCAAGGGUUCAGCUGUGAAGCAAAUGGAAGAACCGAACAAAAGUAUACCAAGUGGAGGUGGCAGCCAAGGCAUUGCAAUAUCCCUAGGUUUGAUGCUAGGAAAAUGCUUGAGAUGCUGCGUGGAAAGCGGCUGGUGUUCGCAGGGGACUCCCUUAACAGGAACCAGUGGGAGUCCAUGAUGUGCUUGCUGAGAGAAGCAGUGUCAGACCCCGCAAGGAUUCAUGAAACCCGUGGCCGCAAGAUUACCAAGGAGAGAGGGGAUUACAAUUUCAAGUUCCUGGACUACAACUGCACUGUGGAGUACCAUGUCACCCAUUUCUUAGUGCAUGAAGGCAAGUCAAGAAUCGGCCAAAAGCGUGCAAGGACACUGCGGAUCGAUACCAUCGAUCGGAGCUCGUCGAGAUGGAAGGGGGCAAAUGUGCUUGUGUUUAAUACUGCCCAUUGGUGGUCUCAUCAUAAAACGAAAGCUGGAUUGAAUUACUAUCAAGAAGGGGAUACUGUCCAUCCCCACCUCGAUGCCUCCACAGCUUUCCAUCGAGCACUAACCACAUGGGCAUCAUGGGUCGACCGCUACAUCGAUCCGCGCAAAACGCAAGUGUUCUUCCGAAGCUCGUCCCCAUCACACUUCAGCGGCGGGGAGUGGAAUUCUGGGGGGCACUGCAGAGAGAGCACAAUGCCUCUUAAUGACACUCGUGCAAGGCCGGUGCCCGAGAGAAAUGCGAUCUUGGAACAAGUAGCGAAGCAAAUGAAGACUCCUGUAACAAUUCUGAACAUUACCAAUCUAUCUGGGCUCAGGAUAGAUGGCCACCCCUCUAUGUAUGGGAGUAAGGCAGGAGAUUUAACAGCAUCCAGCACCCAGGACUGCAGCCACUGGUGCCUUCCUGGAGUGCCUGAUACAUGGAAUGAGCUGUUGUUAUACCAUUUAGUAUCCUCACAUGAGAACGGUUUUACAAGUUAGUGACUGGCUUGCCAUCUUAAAAUGUCCUCUUGUCCCAGCUAAUAUUGUGUACAGCAAUUAUUUUCUCUCUGGAUAUAAAUUUUAUGAUUGUUUUUAACUUCUA